This is a messenger RNA of Carassius carassius (crucian carp), 3053 nucleotides long. Its product is annotated as choline transporter-like protein 4. Gene Ontology annotation, biological process: thiamine pyrophosphate transmembrane transport; choline transport. Bases 194 to 2383 code for a protein of 729 amino acids. NCBI's taxonomy places the organism in Eukaryota, Metazoa, Chordata, Actinopteri, Cypriniformes, Cyprinidae. Gene Ontology annotation, molecular function: thiamine pyrophosphate transmembrane transporter activity. The transcript has 23 exons. The record is from RefSeq and is a predicted model, not a curated record. Gene Ontology annotation, cellular component: plasma membrane.
GCGGCGGCAGGUGCAACGUGACGUCAUCACGGCGCUUAGUUACUCCACUAAAGAUUUACAGACAAUACAACAGCACUCAAAGUAAGAUCAGCGCGAGCUGAUAGCGGACCUGAUCGAUUCAGAUGAGCGCAGCAGAGCAGUGAAACAGCUCGAGAUCAAUUCACGCGGUUAUUAUUGAUCGUGAAGUGAAAAGAUGGGCCGUAAGAAACAGGAGGAAGAGCAAAACAACUCCGAGUAUGGUGAACCAGCUAAAUAUGACCCCACAUUCACCGGCCCAAUUCACAACAGAAGCUGUACGGACAUCAUAUGUUGUGUUCUGUUCAUGCUGGUCAUCGGCGGUUACAUGGUGGUAGGAAUUCUGGCCUGGCUGUACGGAGAUCCUCGACAUGUGUUGUAUCCCAGAAACUCCACGGGAAUGUUCUGCGGAAUCGGACAGAACAAGGACAGACCCAGUGUCAUGUACUUUGACAUCCUCAAAUGUGCCACAGCGACAAACAUCAUGGCUGCCGCUCUGCAGGGUCUCCAGUGUCCCACCACACAGGUGUGUGUGAACACGUGUCCGUCACAGUUCUGGAUUUUGCCUCCUAGCGCCUACUUACCAGGGGCAAAACCGGCUGAUUUUUUCAAUCAGGAGUACUGUGUCCCAUCCUUCCAGCUGAAAGACACUAAAUAUUCGGUAAUGGACAUCGUAAAUAAAGAGUUGUGUCCUUUAUUCAACAUGCCGACAACCUCCGUGUUGGGUCGGUGUUUGCCCAGUUUAGGAGGAAAUGCCUAUAAUCCCAGUAACAUUCCCACAAACUUCAGUCUUCCUGGAUUGAAUGUAAAUGAGACACUGGCAGCGAUCAGGAAUGCCACAGGUGCUGGAGGGGCCACAAACGACGUCACCAACAGCUUCAACAUCAAAGACGUCGGUCUGAGGAUCUUCGAGGACUUCGCCAAGUCAUGGCAGUGGAUCGUAGCUGGUCUGGUGAUUGCGAUGGUGGUCAGCGUUCUCUUCCUGCUUCUGCUGCGUUUCACGGCUCCGGUUCUCGUCUGGGUUCUCAUCAUCGGCGUUCUGGCGGUCGGCGCCUUCGGAAUCUGGUACUGUUAUAAUGAGUACAUGUCUCUGGCGAGCUCGAACCUGUCCUUCAGUAACGUGGGUCUCACCAGUAACGUGCAGGUCUAUCUGCAGGUGCGGGACACCUGGCUGGCCUUCUUGAUUAUUCUGUGUAUUGUCGAGGCCAUCCUUCUGCUGGCGCUGAUCUUCCUGAGGACUCGUAUUCUCAUCGCCAUCGCUCUUAUUCAGGAGACCAGCAAGGCACUGGGUCACAUGAUGUCAACACUGUUCUAUCCCAUCAUCACGUUUGUGCUGCUGUUGGUGUGUGUGUCGUACUGGGGAAUCACAGCACUAUAUCUGGCCACAUCUGGCGCUCCGGUCUACAAGGUGGUGGCCAUGAACACAUCACAGGGAGACUGCAGCGUCAUACGAGCCAACGAGACCUGCGACCCGGAGACGUUCAACAGUACGCAGUAUCCCACGUGUCCGUCGGCGAGCUGCGUCUUCAUCAACUAUAACACAGAGGGUUUGUUCCAGAGGAACCUCUUCAACCUGCAGAUCUAUAACGUGUUUGCGUUCCUGUGGUGCGUGAACUUCGUCAUCGCUCUGGGUCACUGCACACUCGCCGGAGCGUUCGGCUCUUAUUACUGGGCCUUCACCAAACCGGCAGAUAUCCCAACAUUCCCUCUGAUCCAGUCCUUCAUGAGAGCGCUGCGGUAUCACGUGGGCUCUCUGGCGUUCGGCGCUCUGAUUCUCACGCUGGUGCAGAUGGUCCGGAUCAUUCUGGAGUAUCUGGACCACAAGUUCAAAGAGGCUCAGAACCCGUGCACGCGCUUCAUCAUGUGCUGCCUCAAAUGCUGCUUCUGGUGUCUGGAGAAAUUCAUCAAGUUCAUCAACAGGAACGCUUACAUCAUGAUCGCUAUAUACGGGAAGAACUUCUGUGUGUCUGCUAAGAAUGCCUUCUCUCUGCUCAUGAGGAACAUCGUCCGGGUGGUGGUGCUGGAUAAAGUGACAGAUCUGCUGCUGUUCUUCGGGAAGCUCCUGGUGGUCGGUGGAGUCGGUGUGCUGGCCUUCUUCUUCUUCUCCGGCAGGAUUCCGACUCCAGGAACCACGUUUCAAACGGCGGCUCUCAACUACUACUGGAUGCCCAUCAUAACGGUGGUGUUCGGUGCGUAUCUGAUCGCUCACGGCUUCUUCAGUGUGUAUAACAUGGGUGUGGACACACUCUUCCUGUGUUUCUUGGAGGAUCUGGAGCGUAAUGACGGCAGUCCACAGAAACCAUACUUCAUGUCCAAGAACCUGAUGAAGAUCCUCAACAAGAAGAACAAAGCGCCCAAGACGGACUGAUGAUGAUGACGAGGGUUUCUGACUUCAUUCUCUCAAGCACCGUCACUUUCAACUGAAGAGUGAAGAUCCCAGUGUAUCAAUGUACAGAUGCUUUUAAACAUUUUCUUUUUUUCUUAGACAUGUUACUGAGAAUAUCUGAGCCUGAUCUCAACAGAAUCAAGUGUAACUCAUGAAUCAAAACCAGCGAAGAUUAAGGAUCACAUCCAAACUGCUGGAAACCGUUUUACUGAUUUAAAAAAAAACUAUUUGUCCAAAGUACAUGCAAGAAACUUGGAUGAAGAUGGCUGUAAGCCAAAGCAUUUAUUAUUAGCAUUAUUAUCAUUAUAGCAAUAUAUUUGGUUCAUGCUUUUAAUAUGCGAGAUGUGCACAGUGAAGAUAUAUUACAGUACUGUACAAAUGACUGUUUUUGGUGCAGAUUAAUAACUAAAGAUCUAUUCUUUCUAGACUGCUGAACAUUUUUAAAGCUGUAAUCUAUGAGAGAAUAUAUGACACUCCAUAAACCUGAAGGAAAGCCACAGUUUGAAAUGUUUUUAUAGUUGCAGUAGUGCAUGCUCUUAUCCCAUUUUUAUAUGAUUUUCUGCUCAGUUAUGUGUGAUUUAGUGUAAACUGGAAAUGAACAGAGAAUAUUUAUUUUAAGACAUAUACAUUUAAUAAAAAAUGUUGUAUAUUA